This is a messenger RNA of Owenia fusiformis, 1513 nucleotides long. The record is from the annotation of a GenBank genome assembly. NCBI's taxonomy places the organism in Eukaryota, Metazoa, Annelida, Polychaeta, Sabellida, Oweniidae.
GUGGUAGUGAACUAAUGGACAUAUUAAUUUACAGAAUGUCGAAACAAUAUGAAAAUACAUUUUUAUAUGGACGUAUUAUGAACUGUCGGAAUAAAACACUUAAAAAGUAAGAUUUGAAAUCUCAACGGACAGGCUGAGUUUAAGUAUUCUGUACACAAAGAUGUCAUCUAAGUGUGGGAAGAAUGUAAAAUGUGCGAAGUGUGAAAAGGAAAUCAAAGAUAAGUUUGUGUAUCGCUUCGGAGCUGGAAUGUUUCAUUCUAAAUGCCUAAUAUGCCAACAAUGUAGAAAACCUCUGAAAGGAAAGUGUUAUGAGAAAAACGAGGUGUUAUUUUGUAAACGUGAUUUUUAUAGACGUUUCGGGCAUCCGUGUCACAUCUGCUCUAAAGGUAUCCUACCAACGGAUAUGGUCCACAAGACAUCGGAUAAGGUCUUCCACCUACGGUGUUUUAAAUGUACCAGAUGUAACAAGGACUUUUUUCCCGGAGACCACGUACAUGUCUUAAAAACUCAUGCUGUUCUCUGCAAAGAAGACUACAUGGAAACAUUGAAACAAGUUUCAGACGAAGAUUCUGAUUUGGAUGCAGAUCAAAGACAGGAACUGACAUUUUGGAACAACUCAAACAGAGCACACCCUUAUUUUGCAUUCAGAAUGUCCAGUAAUGUUGAUAACAUCGUAUUUCUAAAGCAACUAGAUCAGUCAGGCAUGAUGUCGCAAUUUGAAAGCGAUAGCGACAUGGCCAGUUCACUCGACGGAAAUGACGGUGAGAGUCCUAGGUUCUCAACGUACAACAGACGCAGGGGGCCUAGAACUACAAUAAAAGAGGACACGUUGACCACGUUGAAGGAGGCGUUUCAAUUGAACAAAAGACCGAAUCGCGCCGGGAGGGAUUCGAUAGCAAAACAAACUGGUCUGCCUGUCAGAGUCAUCCAGGUAUGGUUCCAGAAUAUGCGAUCUAAGGAGAGACGGAUGAAGCAUUUGAAAUACCUUGGUAACCAGAGAGAUUUACUGAAGAGCUACAACUGUUUUGAUGAUAUCCCAGACAGGGGUGUAUUUGACCCUAGUUUAUUAGGCUUUUACCCAGACCCAGUAACCGGACAUCUAAUUCCCCCACUGGUGAUGAACUUCCACAACAUAUCCAUACCCGUGCCGGUUUCACAUAAUAUUGUCCCAAACAUCACUUUGUCGAGUCUCACUGCUCUACCAAAACUGCGAACACUACCGAGUUUAGCGACAUCUGUGUCAAUGACACGAGACGAGGUACACUUCCCACACAUUGACACUCAGGAAACUGCAGGGGAAGUUAUUAAUCCAAUGGAGAUAACGCCGACACUGUUCCUUGAUGAGUCAAAGGACGAUGAUGAUACAGCUUAACCGACAAGAGACAAAUACUAAACAUUGGAUACUUUAAUAGUGAACAAUCUUCGUCUUUUUUCUUCAAAGCCAGCAAAAGAUUCUCUAAGGUUUAUCAUUUCAUGAAUAUCUGGAUUGAUCAAAAUAAAAAAUCUGCCUGAG